Messenger RNA from Cuscuta epithymum, 745 nucleotides. Lineage: Eukaryota; Viridiplantae; Streptophyta; Magnoliopsida; Solanales; Convolvulaceae. The record is from the annotation of a GenBank genome assembly.
UCGCCCCAAACAGAACACUUCACAGAAGCCUCCCCCAACUGCUGCUGCGACGGACGAAGAAGAAGACGGACGAACCGCCAUCUCCAACUCCGGCGCUCCUCCAUCUCCGGCGACUCCACUCCGGCAACCCUCCAUAUUCAUCUUCAACACUCUUUACUCCUUAUUCUAGAUGGAUUUCUCAAGCUUCCCACUCGUGUGUCAUUGGGGAGGGAACUAUUAUGAGAAUGGUGGGAAAAUAUGCCAUGAAGGUGGCAGAACGAGCUUUGUCAUGGUUUCUCGUGGCGCUUGCAUGGUCGAGAUCCUUCAAAAAAUACAUGCAGCGACAAUGAUUCAUCCCGGCCGUUCAUUGCGGUUGAAAAUGAAAUUUCCCAUGAACGGGGGAAAGUACAUGCUUAUGCCGCUCAUUGAUGAGCUAGCUAUAACAAAUAUGUGGGGCAUAAUUCAGAUGGAGGAUAUGUCGUCGCUGGAGGUAUACAUUGAGGAAUGCUUUGACGCUAAUGCUACUCAAUCGACAUCAAAUGCUGGUGUAUCUAGGCAUGAUGUCAUUGCAGGGGUGAAUGCAGGGAAGUCGUCAAAGGUUCCUGUACUAGACAUGGUUAUACAGGAGGAUGGCAGGUAUUUGCACAACGGUGCAUCAUUUGUGGAUGGGCAGGGAAGUGAUGAUGAUGCAGACGAGAACAUCAAUGGUGACGACAUGACAGAAUCUGAUGAAGAUGAUGGUGAUACUGUGACAUCAACUGCCCCG